GCCAACAAUUUUGACAGAACGCGAUUGGAAAAUAUUUUGCCAACCAGAAAAUCCGUGUUCUUUCCGGGUAGAUCUUCAAUAAAUCAUUGAAAUCGUACAUUAAACGAUACAUUGAAGCGAAACUCCCGUAAGCAUGGAUCAAAUGCUGCCGAGUCCGGGAUUCUCCAUCCCCAGCAUAGGCACCCCACUUCAUCAGCCUGAGGAAGAUCAACAGAUCCUCCCGAAUGCCUACCAGCAGCAGCAGCAGAUGCAACCAAUGGCAAGUUCUCUCAGCACCUUCGGAAGACAUACAGCGAGUGUCUCGGGCAUUGAGGCGCCGCCCCUGCUUCCGGCGCCCACUAAGAGCAUGCACUCCUUCACACCCAGCUACGUGACGCCGCAGAGUAUGAUGCAACCACAGACGCCGCAGAGUAUGAUAGCCUCGAUGACACCCCGGACGGAGAAUCGUGCCGAAAGUGUCAAUAUCCACCAAACGAUGGGGCCUGCCACGCCGAUGACCCCCAUGACACCCGGGCCAGCGGACUCGGGCAUCAUUCCUCAGCUGCAAAACAUUGUCUCGACAGUCAAUUUGAACUGCAAAUUGGAUUUGAAGAGAAUCGCCCUCCACGCGAGGAAUGCAGAGUACAAUCCAAAACGUUUUGCGGCUGUUAUUAUGCGCAUCAGAGAACCUCGCACCACAGCUUUGAUAUUCUCGUCUGGGAAGAUGGUGUGCACGGGAGCCAAGAGCGAGGAAGACUCUCGAUUAGCAGCCAGAAAGUAUGCGCGAAUAAUUCAAAAGCUGGGAUUCACAGCGAAAUUCCUGGACUUUAAAAUCCAGAAUAUGGUGGGAAGUUGUGAUGUUAAAUUUCCAAUCCGCUUGGAAGGCCUCGUACUGACACACUCCAAAUUCAGCUCCUACGAACCGGAACUGUUCCCUGGACUUAUCUACCGAAUGGUGAAGCCUAGAAUAGUGCUUCUGAUAUUCGUGUCUGGAAAAGUGGUGCUCACUGGGGCGAAAGUGCGCCAGGAGAUUUACGAUGCCUUUGAUAACAUCUACCCGAUUCUAAAGAGCUUCAAGAAGCAGUAAACGGCCACAAAUAUGCUUAAGAAUUAAGUCUUUGACCGAUUUCCACAUCUCUAAAAAUAAUUUUCAAGUAUUUGGGAAUACAUAGUUUUAAAUUCAUAACACUUGUACCAUUAAUGGAGAAAAAUGAUACAAACCA
Phlebotomus argentipes is the source of this 1202-nucleotide messenger RNA. RefSeq lists its product as uncharacterized. The transcript is spliced from 4 exons. The record is from RefSeq and is a predicted model, not a curated record. The coding region runs from base 134 to 1066 and encodes 310 amino acids. Gene Ontology annotation, molecular function: RNA polymerase II general transcription initiation factor activity; DNA binding. Gene Ontology annotation, biological process: DNA-templated transcription initiation. NCBI's taxonomy places the organism in Eukaryota, Metazoa, Arthropoda, Insecta, Diptera, Psychodidae.